CAUCAGUUCCAGGAUGCUGUCCCCUUCCUGCACGAUGGCAUGCUCGAGGACCUGUUCCCGCAUCCUGGGGCUAAGCCUCGGGACUGCUGCCCUGUUUGCUGCUGGGGCCAACGUGGCACUCCUCUUUCCUAAUUGGGAUGUGACCUAUCUGCUGAGGGGUCUCAUUGGCAGGCAUGCCAUGCUGGGCUCUGGACUUUGGGGAGGAGGUCUCAUGGUACUCACUGCAGCUACCCUCAUCUCUGUGAUGGGAUGGAGAUAUUGCUGUUUCAGUAAAAGUGUACCCUGUCUAAGUUUGCUCACUGCUCUGUUUUCAAGUGGCCUGGCUUUGCUUGGAGCCUUGAUUUGCUUUAUCACUUCUGGAGUAGCACUGAAAGAUGGUCCUUUUUGCAUGUUUGACGUCUCAUUCUUCAAUCAGACACAAGCUUGGAAAUAUGGCUACCCAUUCAAAGACAUGCAUAACAGGAAUUAUUUAUAUGACCAUUCUCUCUGGAACUCUGUCUGUCGGGAGCCCUCUAAAGCUGUUGUUUGGCACGUGUCCUUCUUCUCCACACUUCUGUGCAUCAGUCUCUUCCAGCUUCUCCUGGUGGUCAUUCAUUUCAUCAACAGCUUCCUUGGCCUGUUUUGCAGCCUGUGUGAGAAGUGACAGGAACUUCAGACUGAUGUUAUUUGUACAACCUGAUAGAGCUUCAAAGGACAAUGUCUUCAACCUCUGCCUUGGCUGAGCCAAUCAUCCUCUUCUUCAGUUGUGCAUACGCAGGGUGGAUCUUCCUAUUUCUGGGUGCUGACACUCCCAGAGCUUCUGAGAUCAAGAUCAAAGAUGGGAAUUUGGAGGAGGUGGAGCUAAUGGAUACUUCUGUGAUUCUUUUUUUUCUUUUCUUUUUUUCAGUUGUAGAUGGACACAAUACCUUUAUUUUAUUUAUUUAUUUUUAUGUGGUGCUGAGGAUCAAAUCCAGUGUCCCACACAUGCUAGGCAAGUACUCUACCACUGAGCUACAACCCCAACACCUACUUCUGUAAUUCUGAAGUGCAAUCCCACUGUGUGGCCCUGACAGCUCACUUAUGUUCUCUUUUCACAGUUCAAUUCAGGGGCCUGGAAUGGGGUGGGGGUGGGGGAGAGGAGCCUUGGAGAGGAAAUGAAGAAAUGAGAGGAGUUCUGCAUUCAUUCUACCAUGGGCCAACUGCCCCUCCACACCUGGCUGUUGGCUGUCCUCUAUGGGAUUCCAGAAGGUCUGCAUCCCCUUCCUUGUAUACACAACCCAGGACCACCUCAUCAUUCGAAUAUGACUGCAGCAUCUUUUUUUCCCCCUCUUUCACAAACAAAGCCACAUCCUGGCUUGAUGUCCAACCAGGGUGUUAGGUAGAGGGGCUGAUACAGAUCUAUUCAUCAGGCACUAAGUAAACAUUUUAAGAAGAAAAUCUGUCUCUUACCUUGCAUAUGCCUUUAUGAAUAUCAUCUUGGAAUGGAGAGGAUGUUUCCUUGUUCAUAUUCUUGCUCAGAGAAAGUAGACUAAUCUUUGGAAUAGGUGUUCUCAGCUCUCUGUCUGGACUCAGGUAUUUGGAGAUCAAAGGGCAUUUCUCAUAGACAUAAUGCCCAGUGAUGUGGUUCAAAGAAUAAAAAAAUAAGACAAUUCCAUGUAACACAUGCUCAUGAACUGAAUUCUACAAGAAACAACUGGGACAACUGGAGAUCCUUCAGUGAGUCUGAAGAUUAGAUGGCAUUAAUGUAGUGUAGUUAUAGAAAAUGACACUUUGUUUUAGUAAUAAUUAGCUUAGUCCAUUGCUCCCGGCAAUGGAUGAGGCACAGCAAGCUUCCUGGGGAACUACAAUCAUGGAUUAGAGCAGUGUUGACAUUGGUCAGCAGAAGGAAGGCUCAAUAAACCAGUUCAGAUCAUGAAGCAAAGAAGUAUAUAUGCACAGGAGAUAGCCAUAAAAAGCCAUCAAACAAUUUCAAGCCAAGCUGUGUCACUCUGAGAUAGUGUGAAGGGUGGAAUGGGAAAGUGAAGUUGGUGAGAGUUUAUUGGAAUCAGGGAGACCAAUUUAAGCAACAAUUUCAAUAAGGCACUUUGUAAACCAAAUCCUGGAAUAGUAAAAUUAGUUGUCUGUACUGGAAUUUGCAAAGACAGUUUUAUUUGCCCUACCCUUUUUGCAUUGUAUAGAAGCAAGUUUUGGAACUUGUUAACAUAGUCAAGGUUAAAGGUUACCAAAGGAAGUCUGGAUUGAUAAUGGGCAGAGGCCAAGACCUACAGCAUUCUAAAACAGGAACAAAAACUGGUGCUUAAAAGCAAAGAAUGAAAAAAAAAAUGGUAAGAAAUACCUCCUAAAAUCUGCUCUUUUCUGACUUUUGCAGUAACAUAGGUAAGAAAUGCAAGCUGGCUAAGAACUGCAGGCUGGUGAUUAUGGUUUCGAGUGGUGCUUUGCACUUUUUCUAUAAGGGGCAAGAUAAUAUUUUAGGUUUUGAAGGCAAUAUGGUCUUUGAUGCACUAUUCAAUUCUGCCUUUAUGGGACAAAAGUAGCAAUAGACAAGAUGUAAAUGCAUUCCAAUAAAACUUUAUGGGCACUGACGUUUUAAAUCCCUAUAUUUUUCAUGACUCUCUACAUAUAUGAUUAAAAAUCUCUACAUAUAUAAUUCCUGUUCUUAGCUCAUAAGGAGAACAAAAACAGAAGGAAGGAUGGGU
This is a messenger RNA of Ictidomys tridecemlineatus (thirteen-lined ground squirrel), 2675 nucleotides long. It is a transcript of the gene Tm4sf19, whose product is annotated as transmembrane 4 L six family member 19. Gene Ontology annotation, cellular component: membrane. The record is from RefSeq and is a predicted model, not a curated record. NCBI's taxonomy places the organism in Eukaryota, Metazoa, Chordata, Mammalia, Rodentia, Sciuridae.